AUGAUAAAUUGCACGCGACUGUCUCGUGCACCUCUUCACUCUUCCUCAUACUCUUCCUUCUCAUCUAGCAGCUCUUCCUCAUACUCUUCCUUCUCAUCUAGCAGCACUUCCUCAUACUCUUCUUUCUCAUCCAGCAGCUCUUCCUCAUACUCUUCAUCCUCACCCACCAGUGCUUCCUCAUACUCUUCCUCAUCAUCCACCUUCUAUUCCUCAUACUCUUCUUUCUCAUCCAGCAGCUCUUCCUCAUACUCUUCAUCCUCACCCACCAGUGCUUCCUCAUACUCUUCCUUCUCAUCCACCUUCUAUUCCUCAUACUCUUCCUUCUCAUCCAGCAGCUCUUCCUCAUACUUUUUCUUCUUAUCCAGCAGCUCUUCCUCAUACACUUCAUCCUCACCCACCAGCUCUUCCUCAUACUCUUCAUCCUCACCCACCAGUGCUUCCUCAUACUCUUCCUCAUCAUCCACCUUCUAUUCCUCAUACUCUUCCUUCUCAUCCACCAGCUCUUCCUUAUACUCUUCAUCCUCACCCACCAGUGCUUCCUCAUACUCUUCCUCAUCAUCCACCUUCUAUUCCUCAUACUCUUCCUUCUCAUCCAGCAGCUCUUCCUCAUACUUUUCCUUCUUAUCCAGCAGCUCUUCCUCAUACUCUUCAUCCUCACCCACCAGUGCUUCCUCAUACUCUUCCUCAUCAUCCACCUUCUAUUCCUCAUACUCUUCCUUCUCAUCCACCAGCUCUUCCUCAUACUCUUCAUCCUCACCCACCAGCUCUUCCUCAUACUCUUCAUCCUCACCCACCAGCUCUUCCUCAUACUCUUCAUCCUCACCCACCAGCUCUUCCUCAUACUCUUCCUCAUCAUCCACCUUCUAUUCCUCACACUCUUCCUUCUCAUCCACCAGCUCUUCCUUAUACUCUUCAUCCUCACCCACCACAGCUCUUCCUCAUACUCUUCAUCCUCACCCACCAGUGCUUCCUCAUACUCUUCCUCAUCAUCCACCUUCUAUUCCUCAUAAUCUUCCUUCUCAUCCACCAGCUCUUCCUCAUACUCUUCAUCCUCACCCACCAGCUCUUCCUCAUACUCUUCCUCAUCAUCCACCUUCUAUUCCUCAUUCUCUUCCUCCUCAUCCAGCAGCUCUUCCUCAUAUUUUUUCUCCUCAUGCACCUCUAUUUUCAUCUAUUGUUGUGUUUAAUGUAUGUUUUCACACCAUGAGCUCUGUGGUCUCUGCAUCUUCCUGCUCAUCUGGUCUCAGCUCUGUACCUAUAAUUGUUCUUCACAGAAUAAAACUCAUCUAA
Messenger RNA from Paramisgurnus dabryanus, 1290 nucleotides. NCBI's taxonomy places the organism in Eukaryota, Metazoa, Chordata, Actinopteri, Cypriniformes, Cobitidae. The record is from RefSeq and is a predicted model, not a curated record.